This is a messenger RNA of Exophiala xenobiotica, 4621 nucleotides long. RefSeq lists its product as uncharacterized. Bases 145 to 2922 code for a protein of 925 amino acids. The transcript has a single exon. Gene Ontology annotation, cellular component: cytoplasm; membrane. Lineage: Eukaryota; Fungi; Ascomycota; Eurotiomycetes; Chaetothyriales; Herpotrichiellaceae. Gene Ontology annotation, biological process: protein folding in endoplasmic reticulum. The record is from RefSeq and is a predicted model, not a curated record.
CCUCGUGACUCUUGCAGACUAUUGUACUUACCCCUUGGUCCAAUAUUUGCACCAGGAUGAUACGCGUAACCAGCAUGUUAUGACUCCCGUCUAACAUCAUACUGCCAAUGUCUCGACCUCGUCUUUCUCGGCUCGCUGACAGAAAUGUGGUUUCUCACCGAGGCUCUGCUCGUCUUAUCUGUCUUUGAAACCGCCAUAGCGACUACCUCGAGGACAGGAACGGCCACUUCCACUCCUGCAACUUGUCCUUCCCGCACCGUCAACUAUAUUACUCAUAGCCUACCUCAACAAUGUUUAACUUCGUCUCGAAAGGUCAACAUCACGUCCACCACGACUGAGGGUGUUGGCAGUUCAACAGUCGAAUUCACAUCUACCGUCCAGACCACGACCGAGAUUUCAAACGAUUCCUCCACUUCAUCCUCUUCGACCGCCGAAUCUACCGGCUCGGAUGCUGACAUCUCCGUGACUGAUCAGCCGUCGACUGCCUCAGAGCACACGCUUACAACUCCGUCCGCGGACGAGGCCAAUACCUCUCCGAGCGCGAUUCCUCAAUCAACGGAUGAGGACUCUCCUCUAGAAGAUGGCAAGUUCUUGUCGUUUGAGGAUUGGAAAAAAGAGAACCUCAAAAAAGCUGGCCAGUCUGAACACCUUGGAAGAGCACAUGGAGGUGAGCCGCGGGAGAUCAAAAAACGACCAUCAAUCGUUCAAGACACCCUUGACGCUCUUGGUGAUGACGCAGAAAUAGACCUCGACUUUUCUGGUUUCGUCUCUGAUAACAUUGAACCUCCUUCACAAGCACAACCUCGGGCUAGUCAAGAUAUUCGGGGUGGUCCAGUCGACCCUGGGCGCGGCCCAAGAGCGGGUGCUCGAAGCAGGGACGCUGGUACCACCUGUAAAGAAAGGUUCAACUAUGCUUCUUACGAUUGUGCAGCGAACAUUCUAAAGACGAACCCGGAAGCAAAAGGCGCAAAUGCAGUCUUGGGAAAGAACAAGGACUCUUACAUGCUCAACGAGUGCUCGGCCCAGAAUAAAUACAUCAUUCUGGAGCUCUGUGAUGACAUAUCAAUCGACACAAUCGUGCUGGCUAAUUUCGAGUUCUUCAGUUCAACUUUUCGCACAUUUCGAGUCAGCGUUUCAGACAAAUAUCCAGUCAAGGUCGACAAGUGGAAGACUUUGGGCACAUUCGAAGCUCGCAAUACCCGUGAUGUCCAGGCAUUCCUGGUCGAAAAUCCUGUCAUCUGGGCUCGGUAUUUGCGCAUCGAAUUCCUCUCACACUAUGGCAAUGAAUACUAUUGUCCCGUCAGCUUGGUCAGAGUACAUGGCACGACCAUGCUUGACGAGUAUAAGCAUGACCUUGAAUCUCUACAUGCGGACGAGGAUGAUAUCGAGACACAUGAUGAUGCCGAAGUGGGCGAAGUGGAUGCACUUGUACCAGAAGCCGUCGCUGAGCCAUUGUUGACAAAGUCCGACAAUCUCGAACCAGACGCCUCACCCAGUAUUGUAGAAAUACCAGGAAAACCCAUCACCACCUCAUCCCACAUCGCCAAUGAGUCUAUGGAUGGCUCGCACUCUGUCUCUAUCAAAGAAACCACAAGCAUGAUGCCAAUGUCACCAGCCAAUUUCUCUGCCAUCUUCAUGGAACCAGGUCUACCAAAUGUGAUGGUGGAAGUGUGUGACAGCACUGAAAAUCCCACUCAGGAGAAAGCAGGAAAUGAACAACCACAGUCAACAACACAAGCCUCGAGCAAGGACCCGACAGUUUCAGAAUCGAGCUCAUCGGCAUCGUCCGCUACCAGCACAGGUACGCCAUCGAUAUCCGGCCCACCAAUGAAGCAAUCCAGUGACGCUCCAACAACGUCACACAAUUCCGCUACCAAAUCCGAUGCGUCAAGCAAUUCCACCAUGACCACGACUCCGUCCACCUUAACAGUCGUCAAUGGCACGAGAAUGUCGGUCUCUUCCACACAGGCUCCUGCUGCAGCUCCCACCAUGCAAGAAUCCUUCUUCAAAUCUGUACAAAAGCGUCUGCAAAUGCUCGAGUCGAAUUCCUCUCUGUCUCUGCAAUACAUUGAGGAGCAGUCUCGCGCCCUUCGUGACGCGUUUCAAAAAGUCGAGCAAAGGCAGCUGGCCAAAACUACCUCUUUCCUGGAAUAUCUCAAUGUGACAGUAUUGAAUGAACUUCGGGAUUUUCGGCAGCAAUACGACCAGCUCUGGCAGUCAACUGUCAUCGAGCUUGAGAUGCAGCGAGAGCGAUACCAACAAGAGAACAUGGCCAUUAAUGCUAGGCUUGGUGUUCUUGCUGAUGAGGUUAUCUUUCAGAAACGGAUGUCAAUUCUGCAGAUGCUCCUGAUCCUGAUCUGCCUGGGCUUGGUGCUCUUCUCCAGUGGCUCUUUAAACAGCUACCUAGAAUUGCCGCUGGUACAGAGUGUUCUGGCGAGGUCGCCAAGCUCGAAAUGGCUGAGUUUGUCCGGCUUGGAUACGCCUUCACACAGUCAACCUGUGACACGAGCAAAUUCCACUGGAACGUCACCUAGGCGUCAAGGAAUACUCAAAGGGCAUCGGCAUCUGCCCUCGGAUGAAAUGGGUGACGAAACGCUUAGUCCUUCCGAUCCAUACGCUCCUCUCACACCCGUUAGUAUCGGGUCACCGUCCGAAGAAGAGGAAUACCAGGACGGCAGUAUACUUGGUGAUCCUCAAUUUGACCCGAGUUUAAUUGAACGUCCUAGCACGAGUCCACCGGUUUUGCCUGGAACCGAAACGCCUUCGAGUUCGGCAGACGCAGCUGACAUAGAAGACGGUUCGAUGGAGUCGAAGUUGAUGGGAUCACCAACUGUCAAGUUGGAAAAGCAGCCUCCUGUACUGGUCAUCGCGGACGCGACGCCGCCUUCAAAGCAACUCAAAUGGAACCUGCCCAACAGCUAGAAUCCAUAGAAGGCUAUUGCUUCAAGCACCGUCCUUACAUGACUGCCUCGACUCGGAGGGGUGCAAUCCUGGCGAAUGACCCGCCCACAUCAGGGAUCUAUUGACUGGCUUUAUGCUGAAACAUUUCGGUCACAAAAUCAAAUCGUCCAAGACGCCGUAUUGCAGCUACAUACCUAUUCAUUGAUCGAACCAUAUCGUCCCGACAUGCCCCAUCACCAACGCUGCAGUGCCCAGCAUAGGCCGCUCGCAGAUUGACAAAACCCAUACGACGUAUUCUCUCCCGGUAGUCUCGUUCAAAACCGAGCCACGAGACUUCUGAAACCCAUUAAUCCAAGGCUGUCGGUCUGUACUCAACCGGCUGCUUUUGUUCCUUGGACCAUUUUGUAUGGGCAUCCAUCAUCAGCAUAUCCGGUACCCUCGCACGAUGGUCAUCCACGAUCAGUUGGUGCUUGGGCUAAUUGGAUGAAGAAGAGGAGCCCUGCAAAGAUUCUGCAAACUCGGUCAGCUGGGGGGGACGAGCGACAACUGGUCAUGGGUACUUUACGCCAACACGUUCUGAAGAAACUUAUCUGGCCGCGCCAGCGACAGGAGCGCCACAAGAACCACGAAGCAAACGAACAGUCCCGUCACGUCCGCCAAUACUUUCUUGUCGGUGUCAUUUGGGCAUAAGACCCAAGGUGUCAAAGUGAGGAGCACGACGAAGGCGACAUGGAUGAUCCAUUCAAGCAAGACCCUGUGUCGUUUAGGGUCGGGACUGGGGUGGGCGUGCACAGGCUCGCCACCAAUCUAAACACGUUAAGGUACCAAACGCAGAGUCGGCGGAUAGGGUCAACUCACAGCUCGAGAAGGGAUCCCAUCGUGCAACGGUGGAAUACGCUGUCCAUUCAUGUGGAUUGUGUCAGGCAUCCUGGGCGGCGACAAGCAUCCUUCUUUGUCCAUUGCCGCUACGGUUGAUUCGAUGCUAGACUUGCGUCGUGUACUUAUCAUGUGGUAGAAGAGGAGCUGAGGGCAACUGCUGAUGCACCUUGGUUCUUUUAUCGCCAACGUAACUAUGCACCUACAAGAUCAUAGUAGCAAGCGGAAGUCAGGAAUUCACAUCGUUCUUUUAUAUCGGAUCUUGCUCAGGUGAGCAGGAGGGCCACUACUCUGUCAAGAGACGAGGCUAGUACCAGCCCAUCUCAGAAUCCUUGUCGCCAUCAUGUCCAAUCCUCGCAUCUCACACUACGUAUGCAGUCAGGCAAAGGUGAUGAGUGCAAUGGAUCGCUCAUCAGGGGGGUUGUCCAAAAAUUCCACCACAAAGCGUUCCACAAGGCUGUCUCCAUAUUGUCCCUGCCAUAGUGCCUUCUUAGGCGGUCCUCCUCAGCAUGACGAGUCCAGCUGCAGGGGAGCUGCAGGGGUCGGUGGUGGCUUAUCCAGGCUUAGACAACCCCCAUUGCUUAACCCACCUUGCAUAUUGCCCCGCGGGUCGGCUCGUCGACAUAUCACAGUGAGCCGACUCCAAUCAAGGGAGGGGAAGGAAGACGCUGAGAACUUAAAAACUUCAUUUCCUGUUCUCUGCUGUGUAACCACCAAGGGCAGGCAGCAAUGGCAUAGGCUAUAGGGAGGGGAGGGAAGGACUUCUAGUAUCCACUAUUAGACAGUUGACAUCCAUAUGCUGCCAGCGCGCGAGCGUGAGCAUGUCAAAUUCUAGGCAUUCCAC